AUGGCUCUUUGCUUGAGAUAUGUUAAUAAAAAGGGAGAAGUAUGUGAGAGUUUUCUCGGUAUUGUGCAUGUUCCCAAUACUACUUCUUUACCUCUUAAAAGUGGUAUUGAGUUAUUACUCAUGGAGCACUCUUUGACUUUCUCACAAGUUCGAGGGCAAGGUUAUGAUGGGGCAAGCAAUAUGCAAGGUUCAAUCAAUGGACUUAAAGCUUUGAUAUUAGAGGAAUGUCCUCAAGCAUACUUUGUGCAUUGUUUUGCACAUCAACUUCAGUUGACACAAGUUGCACUUGCUAAAAAGAAUUCAGACUGUGGUUGGCUUUUUGUUGAUGUACUUGCACCUCUCUUGAAUUUUGUGGGUGGUUCACCUAAAAGGAAAGAAUUUCUUAGAGAGAAACAAGCUCAACGAGUUGUAGAAGCACUAUCCUUAGGUGAACUUGAAUCGGGAACGGGUUUAAAUCAAGAACGUGGCUUAGUUUCUGAUGCAAUUGAUUCAAAUAAAGCACAAGCUCUUACACACUUGUUGAUGUCAUUUGAUUUUGUGUUUGUGGCACACUUGAUGGUUUUUAUAUUUGGAAUCACAAAUGCAUUGAAUGUGGCUUUGCAAAAACGUGAUCAAGACAUUGUAAAUGCUAUGACCAUGGUUGAUGUAACCAAGAUCAAUCUACAAAAGAUGAGAGAUGAAGGAUGGGAUUCUCAUAUGGAAAAAGUCACUUCUUUUAUGGCUAAAUAUGACAUCGAGAUUCCAAACAUGGAGGAGAGAUAUCAUGUUCCGGGGAGAAGGAUGUUUAGAGGUAAGAGCCCACAAGUUACAAAUCUUCAUCAUUUUCGAGUUGAAGUUUUCUUAAGUGUCAUUGACCUUCAAUUGCAAGAACUUGAGAAUCGGUUUCCGGAGAUAAGUAAGGAACUACUUGUGUGUAUGUCUUGUUUUAAUCCAACUAACCGAUUUUCUUCCUUUGACAAAAGAAAAUUGAUUCAACUUGCCAAGUUUUAUCCCAAUGAGUUUUCAACUACCGAAAUGAUAUUUUUUGAUUGGUCACUUCAAAAUUUCAUUGUUGAUGUUAGAGGAGAUGAAAGAUUUUGGAAUUUAAAGAGUCUUCACGAGCUUUCAAUGAAACUUGUUGAGACAGGAAAGUCCGAAACUCAUGAUCGGGUCUACUUGCUUUUGAAAUUAGUGUUGGUUUUUCCCGUUGCAACUGCAAGUGUAGAAAGAGUAUUUUCUAGUAUGACGCAAGUGAAAGAUAAAUUGCGUAAUAGCAUGGGAGAUCAAAUGUUGAAUGAUUGCUUGAUUACUUAUGUGGAGAAAGAAAUGUUUUUGAAGGUUAGCAAGGAUGAUAUUAUAAAUCGAUAUCAAAAUAUGAAAACUCGUCGAGAACAAUUGUAA
Molecule: messenger RNA, 1380 nt
Organism: Beta vulgaris subsp. vulgaris (sugar beet)
Lineage: Eukaryota; Viridiplantae; Streptophyta; Magnoliopsida; Caryophyllales; Amaranthaceae
Exons: 2
Coding region: 1-1380 (459 amino acids)
Molecular function (GO): protein dimerization activity
Source: RefSeq, a predicted model, not a curated record